Colletes gigas is the source of this 1595-nucleotide messenger RNA. Its product is annotated as isovaleryl-CoA dehydrogenase, mitochondrial. The transcript is spliced from 8 exons. Gene Ontology annotation, biological process: L-leucine catabolic process. Bases 38 to 1306 code for a protein of 422 amino acids. The record is from RefSeq and is a predicted model, not a curated record. Gene Ontology annotation, molecular function: 3-methylbutanoyl-CoA dehydrogenase activity; flavin adenine dinucleotide binding. NCBI's taxonomy places the organism in Eukaryota, Metazoa, Arthropoda, Insecta, Hymenoptera, Colletidae. Gene Ontology annotation, cellular component: mitochondrion.
UUCCGGAGAUCAUUCAGUAUAUCGAAGCUUAACAAAUAUGAAGGGUCCCAUAUGCAAAUAUACGAGAUCACUUCUUCGGAAUUUCUCAAAGUUUAAUAAUAAGUUCAGUGUGAGAUGUUCCUCGCAAUAUUACAAGAUAGAUGAAAAUAUAUUUGGAUUGAAUGAUGAUCAGAAACAGCUGCGAUCAUUGGUUUUUAAUUUCGCGCAAAAAGAGCUUGCCCCAAAAGCUGACGAGAUCGACAGGAAAAACAAUUUCGACGAUCUCAGAAUAUUCUGGAAAGAACUGGGCAAAUUAGGUCUGCUGGGUAUAACGGUGAAGCCAGAAUAUGGUGGAACCGGUGGCACGUACUUGGAUCAUGUUAUUAUUAUAGAAGAAUUGAGCAGAGCGUCGGCGUCUAUAGGAAUUAAUUAUGGCGCGCAUUCAAACUUGUGCGUAAAUCAAAUUCACAGAAACGGCACAGAGGAACAGAAAAUGAAGUAUCUGCCGAAGCUUUGUAGCGGGGAACAUAUGGGGGCACUGGCAAUGUCAGAAACAGGAUCUGGCUCCGACGUAGUUUCCAUGAAACUGAGAGCCGAGAAGAAAGGCGAUCACUAUGUUUUAAACGGUAACAAAUUUUGGAUCACGAACGGUCCCGACGCCGACACCCUCGUCGUUUAUGCGAAGACGAAUCCAAACGCGGAGAAACCACAGCACGGCAUUACAGCGUUUAUCGUCGAGCGAGAAUUCGAGGGGUUCAGCACGGGGCAGAAGUUAGAUAAACUGGGAAUGCGUGGUUCCAACACCUCCGAGCUUGUCUUCGAAGACUGUAAAGUACCUGCUGAAAACGUGCUCGGAGAAGUGGACAAAGGUGUAUACGUUCUUUUCAGCGGUCUAGACUUGGAACGAUUGAUACUGGCGGGUGCUCCACUGGGAAUUAUUCAGGCGUGUUGCGACGUAACGUUCGAGUACGCCCACGAGAGAAAACAAUUUGGUAAACGUCUCGCGGAGUUCCAGCUCAUACAGGAAAAGAUGGCGAACAUGUACACGAGCCUGAGCGCCUGCAGAAGUUACUUGUACUCCGUAGCGAGGUCCUGCGACGCCGGGCACGUGAACCGUAAAGAUUGCGCCGCUGUGAUACUUUACGGCGCCGAAUGCGCGACGAAGGCCGCCCUAGACGCGAUCCAAGUGCUUGGUGGAAACGGCUACAUAAACGACUAUCCUACUGGAAGAUUUUUGAGGGACGCUAAAUUGUACGAGAUCGGCGCCGGUACCAGCGAGAUUCGUCGAAUGGUAAUCAGCAGAGCGAUCACCGAAGAAUAUUCAUGAACAUUCACCAACGGAAAAAUAUAUAUUACGUUUCACUAGCAUCGUCGUAAAAUCCUUCGUUUCGUAUCGACGAACCACCCCGCAUGGCCGACCCAAAUUAUUUUUAAUUCUCUUUCCCGAAGCUUCUCUCCGCGUCGUGGUUCCAUUCUUAGCCGGUCGAGCAAUCUGUAUCAUCCGAUAGGCGAUUAAUGGGUCAUCGUCAUUGCCAAUCUGCAUAUCAAUACGACAGAUAAUGUACACACUUUCUUAGGAUACGUGUAAAUUGAGAUAAAUGAGUCACUAGAACGGU